AUGCUCGCGAGAGACCCGGGGCGCGUGGCGGGCAAGCAGGCGCAGUCGGUGCUCAACGCGGUGCUGGGCAUCGCGCGGGCGUGCCAGACGUCGCUGCACCACGCGCUCGAGACGGGGGCGGCCCCGGGGGCCGCGCAGCUGGCGAACAUGGGCGCGGCGGCGCGGGCGACCGCAGCUGCCGAGUCGGUCGUGUUCGCGGAGCCUGGCGUGGAGUGGGACGGCCAUCUGGUGACGGGGCCCGGGUGCCUGGACAUGUACGUCGCGGGGCUGCGGCUGGCGGAGGAGAGCGCGGAGCGGGGCGUCGCGGAGGCCGCGCUGGGCGCGUUCGCCGCGACGUGCGAGAGCGUGCGGGCGGCGCUGCUGCGGGCGCACGUGGCAGCGAUGGACGUGCGCUCGCGCGUGCACAAGGACGUCGGCGCGCUGCUGGACGCGGCGACGGGCCCGCGCGACGUGCUGCCGCGCGCGUGCCGCGUGCUGGUGGUGGCGGUCGGCCGCGGGGACGCGGCGGCGGCGGGGUCGUGCUGUGGGCUGCUGUCGGCAGUGGUGCAGGCCGGGGCCGGCGCGGCGGGCGCGGGGCAGGUCAGCCAGACGCUGCAGCUGCCGCUCGCGGCGACGAUCGCGCAGGCGAAGGUCCGCGACGCCACGCACGUGCACACGUGGCUGUCCACAGCGCGCACGGCCGCGGCUCGCACCCUCACCUCGAUCCCAGGCGCGGCGUCCGCGCUGCUGUGCUGCUGCAAGCCCCAGGGCAUCCCCGCCGCGGACGGCAGCGGCACGCGGCAGCUCACGGACGCCGCGGCGCUCGCGGCGCUGCAGGUCCUGCUGCACAGCCUGCGCUGGGGGCCCAACCUCGCCGACAGCCUGGCGCGCGAGGGCGCGUGCCAGGCGCUCCUGGACGCGGCCGAGACCCGCAACGGUCCCUGUGCGCUCCUCGCGCUCGCCGCGCUCGUCCGCGGCCUCGACGGCCUCCGGUGCAGCGGCAGCGUCCCCGGCGACGCCGGCGUGGCAGCUCUCAACGCGCCGGGGCGGCAGCUGCCGUUCGGCCAGAUCGGGACGCUGCUGCAGAUGGCGGCGGCGGACGAGACCUGCGCGGCCGCGGCCUGCGAGUGUCUGGCCGCGCUGGCGGAGCUCGCUACGCCGCCGCAGCAUGCGCUGGGGGACUGCCCAGAGGUACAACAGCGGCCGGACCUGACGGCGGACGCGCGGCUCGCCGUGAUGCGAAGGAUCCUGUCGCACAAGGGCGCCGCCGGGCUGGCGCCCGCGGAGGGCCCCGUGCCGUGCGUGGGGUCGUGCGACGGCGUGGCGUGCAUCGUGGCGGCGCUUCUGGGCGCGGGGGCCGGCAGCGACGCGGGGCAGGUGGUGAUCCGGUCGGGCCUGGGGAACAUCAUCGCGGAGACGGUCGCGUCGAUGUCGUCCGCGGUCGCGCAGCUCUCCCCGCGCGGCGUCGUCGCGGCCGUGCAGGCGCUGGUGGCGCUGGCGGGGCGCGACGGGCUGGGCGCGCGGCUGCUGCUCACGGCGGGGCUCGUGGAGUCGCUGCUGUCGCUCAUCUCGCCGGCGCACCUCGACAACGUGCAGGCGUGGCCGGAGCAGCUCGGCGGCGGCGAGCAGGGCGCGCGCGUGCUGGUGUCGGCCGUGUGCAUGCUGCUCAGCAGCCCGCUCUCGCAGCCCCAGGGCGGCGCCGACCAGGGCAUCCAGGCGCUCAACCAGCUCCUCCUCCGCCACGGCGCCGUGCGCGUCGCCGCGGGCGCCCUGCAGCGCCUGCCCCCGCUCGACGGCGCGCCGACGCUGGGCCUCAUCACGCGGCUCGUCCUGCUGUCGAUGGCCUUCGUCCCGCAGCUCAUCGAGGGCGGCGGCCUCGAGCCGGACGGCCUCGCGCGCUUCCUCGCCGCGCCCGGGCAGGCGCCCGGCGUCCUCAUGGACGCCCUGCUCGUGCUGUCGCAGGCGGCGCGCGUGGCCAAGGAGAACUACGACGCCCUGUCGCGCGCGCGCCUCCUGCCGCACCUCGCGGGCUGCCUGCACCACGCGGAGCCCGGCGUGCGCGCCAAGGCGUGCAACCUCCUCGGCAACAUGUGCCGCCACUCCCCCUUCUUCUACCCCGCGCUGCACUCCGAGGGCCUCGUGGCGGCGCUGGUGGACCUGUGCGGCGACGGGGACCCCGCGACGCGGAAGUUCGCGUGCUUCGCGGUCGGGAACGCCGGGUUCCACUCGGCCGCGCUGUACGGCGAGCUGCGCCGCGCCGUGGCCCCGCUGGUGGCGCUGCUCUCGGACCCCGACCCGAAGACGCGCGCGAACGCGGCGGGCGCGCUGGGGAACCUCGUGCGGAACUCGGACGCGCUGUGCGGAGAGAUCGUGUCGGUGGGCGCGCUGGACGCGCUGGUGGGCCUCGUGCAGCGCGAGGAGCAGCUGGCGGCCGAAGGCGGCGUGGUCGACGCGAGCAGCCCGCUCAAGGUGGCGCUGUUCUCGCUCGGGAACAUGUGCGCGUACCCCGCGUGCAAGCGCGCGCUCGAGACCGACGCGUUCCGGGACCUCCUGCAGCGCCUGGAGGUGUCCCCGGACCCCACCACGCAAAAGUACGCCCGACGCGUCGUGGGGAAGCUCAAGGGCGUGUGA
Messenger RNA from Pedinophyceae sp. YPF-701, 2610 nucleotides. NCBI's taxonomy places the organism in Eukaryota, Viridiplantae, Chlorophyta, Pedinophyceae. The record is from the annotation of a GenBank genome assembly.